Betta splendens (Siamese fighting fish) is the source of this 3051-nucleotide messenger RNA. It is a transcript of the gene lbr, whose product is annotated as lamin B receptor. NCBI's taxonomy places the organism in Eukaryota, Metazoa, Chordata, Actinopteri, Anabantiformes, Osphronemidae. The transcript has 14 exons. Gene Ontology annotation, cellular component: nuclear inner membrane. The record is from RefSeq and is a predicted model, not a curated record. The coding region runs from base 162 to 2027 and encodes 621 amino acids. Gene Ontology annotation, biological process: sterol biosynthetic process. Gene Ontology annotation, molecular function: oxidoreductase activity, acting on the CH-CH group of donors, NAD or NADP as acceptor.
GGUAGGUUUUGCUCAGAGAGAGGGAGGGAGGAGCUCUACGUCAAACGUUAGUGAAGUCAGUUUUUAAUAUAUUAGGAUAAAAGUAAUAAUUCUUUAUCUUGUGAAGGAUUGCCUCAUCGUUUGUUCACCCUGACGUUAUCCACAUAAUAAUAAGGACAGUGAUGAUGCCUUCUUUAAAGUACCAGAAAGGGGAAACAGUGAUGGGCCGCUGGCCUGGCAGCAGCCUGUAUUACGAGGUCAAAGUGCUAGGAUUUGAUUUAAAAAGUCAGCUCUACACUGUAAUCUACAAAGAUGGUACGGAGUUGGAGCUCAGGGAGCAAGACCUCAAGAGUACUUCUGGUUUCCAAGCCCGUUCCCGCUCUCGUUCUCGAUCACCUGGUCGUCGCCGUAGCCGUUCACGCUCCCCAGGGAGGACGACAAGGCGCUCAUCUUCUCGCACUGCAGCAGCUGUUGCUGCUGCAGCAAUAACAGACAAUGCAGCAUCUUCUCGCAGAGAAACAAGGCUGAGAGAUGUUGAGGUCACUCUCAGCCCCCUGCAGCCGACAAAGACCCCUGAGAACAACGGCAACAACAGGCACGAGAAGAAUGAGGACAAACUAAAAGUGGAAAAUAACACGGCUAACAAAAUAAAUGAGAGUGAGAAAAAGGUAGAGGCUGAACCUGAGAAGAUCCAAGGUCGUUACAAUCUGCGACGUAGGAAGGAUGAUGGAGAUGCUAAAUCAGAUGAAGCCAAAGUAGAGCAUCCCGAAGAGAAGGAAGCAAAGAAAGCUGCAGGUGCCACCUUCGCCACCCCUCUUGACUUUGGCGGGAAGAUAGGAGCCUACUUCUGGCUGCUUUUUCUGCCGGCCUGGGUCCUCUUCCUAGUUCUCCACGUCAACCAGGAGGACCCCAGCCUGGCCACUUUCCCCCCUCCUCUGCCCCCACUUGAUGUUUUCUGGGAUGCCCAGGCCCUAAGCUUCAUCAUCCUGUGGAUCCUAUUCCAGGCUCUGCUCUAUGUUACACCUGUUGGAAAGUUGAGUGAGGGAAUGCCACUGAGGUCUGGGGAGAGGCUGAAGUACAGAACCAAUGGUUUUUUUGCCAUUGUGGUGAGUGCUGUAGCAGUUGCAGCAGCAGUUCAUUACGGUGUUGACCUCACAUAUAUCUACAGCCAUUUCCUACAACUGGCCACGGGCUCCUUCCUCAUCUCCUUUGUGCUCAGCAUCUUCCUGUAUGUCUACUCUCGAUAUGCUGCUCCAGAGCAACUAGCACUGGGAGGUAACUCUGGGAAUGUGGUUUAUGACUUUUUUAAAGGACAUGAGCUCAAUCCUCGUAUCAAAAACUUUGAUCUGAAAUUCUUCUGCGAGAUGCGCCCUGGACUGAUUGGUUGGUGUUUGAUCAACUUUGCGAUGGCCUUGGCUGAGAUGAAGAAGCAGGGUCUGGAUGCUCCAUCCAAUUCCAUGAUCCUUGUUAACCUCUUCCAGUUGCUCUAUGUGGUGGAUGGUCUCUGGAAUGAGGAGGCUAUCCUGACCACCAUGGACUUGAUGCACGAUGGCUUUGGCUUCAUGUUGGCUUUUGGUGAUCUUGUGUGGGUUCCAUUUACUUACACCAUGCAGGCGUAUUACCUGGUCAGUCACCCUAGCCCAUUGAGCGUCCCUGCUCUUACAGCUAUCGUCAUCCUUAAACUUGUUGGCUUCUACAUCUUCAGAAAAUCCAACUCUGAGAAAAAUGCCUUCAGGAGAAAUCCAUCAGACCCCAAACUGUCUUACUUGAAGACAAUCCCCACAGCUACAGGGAAGAGUCUUCUAGUGUCCGGCUGGUGGGGCAUGGUCCGCCACCCUAAUUACCUUGGAGACCUCCUCAUGGCUCUGGCCUGGUCCCUACCCUGUGGGUUCAGCCACCUCUUGCCGUGGUACUACAUGAUCUACUUCAUCAUCCUGCUCGUGCACAGAGAUUCACGUGACAUGGUUGAGUGCAGGAGGAAGUAUGGUUUGGCUUGGGAUGAGUACUGCCGAACUGUCCGCUACCGGAUCAUUCCCCAUGUGUACUGAGGAAGUACAAUUUAGCAAAAUCCCAAAUGAAAUUUUUAAUCUGGACUGAAGGACCUGUAGUACAUAAUCCUAUGUAUAAUGGACAAUUUGAAUAUUUGCCUUUUUCCCCACCUUUAGAUAAAGGGGAGGUUGUGAAUAAGCACUGUUGCCAGUAAUGUCUUGUUAGGAUGUAUAUUUUUGUAUAUAUGGAUUUGCUUUUAUACUUAAAAAAACAAACAUACCAGCCCUGCAUUCAUGUCUUUGCUCUCAUUUUAGAACGUUUAGAACGUUAUCAGUAUCACAUUAUUACAAUAUAUUAAUUUUGAAGUAUGCCUUUUUUUGUAUGCCUAUUAUGCAGUUUGCGUGCACUGAUCUUUCUCAGGACUCAGAAUCUUGUCAGAGGGUUAAAUUGGAAGCAAUUUAAAGUAUUGUUGAAUCAUUUUGUUGUGUAUAAUUUUCUGUAUAUAAGUUUUGUUUUUUGUUUUUUUUAAGCUAGUUGUUUAGCAUAAAAGAAUUUCAGUUAGAUCAAUUUGAAGUGUAUUUGAUUAGGCUUUGCUACCUCAGGAUCAUGCAUUUGUCUUCUUCAAAUUGUGGGGGACAUGUCACUGCUUGUUUUUAUUGUUCACAUCCGUUAAGAAAUAAGCAACAUUUCUCUCCAUCACCAAUUAUUUGCUCUUUUAGAAUGGAAAUCCCAUCUUUCUCUUGAAUAAUAGUAUGUAUUUUUGUCUCUUGGGCAUAUUAUGAACUUCAUUUCCCACAAAUAAUCAUGUAUUUAGAUGUUGCCUAAAUAAGCUUUAACUCUCCAAUAACAAUUCCAGUUUUAAUGAAGACUGUGACAUCAGCUGUAGAUUGUGUUUUUAUCCUGUGCAUUUGCAAACCCAAAAAGUAUUUUUAUGUCUUUGCAGCUGAAGAUGAGUACCUAAGUAGCAAUACAGUAAGUGGUCUGAAUAGCAUUUUUCUGAUGUGCUGUAACCAUGUAAAUAUAAAUAUUCCAUCAUGUUAUUUGGGAAAAGAAUGUUUUCAAUAAAUGGGAUAUUUAACAUUG